This is a messenger RNA of Punica granatum (pomegranate), 1955 nucleotides long. NCBI's taxonomy places the organism in Eukaryota, Viridiplantae, Streptophyta, Magnoliopsida, Myrtales, Lythraceae. The record is from RefSeq and is a predicted model, not a curated record.
CCACCACCACCAAGAAGAAAAAGAAGAGAGCUCUCUCUCUUCUUCCCUGUAUUCCAUCCCAUCCAUUUCUCUCUCUCUCUCUCUUUCUGUACCCAAAACAGAACAAAACAGAGCUCUCCCCUCUCCUCUCCUCUGUCCUCCCCUCCCUUCUCAUCUCAUCUCUCUCCUCUCCUUUUGCUGCCUACAUCACAUCUCCUAGUUCUAGUCCCCUCUCUGCUGCUGAGACCCCUCCGCAAGCGUUGCGCCUGAGAAGACCCCGCGAUAAAUCGGGCCUUGAGUUCUUGCAUUUGAAUCUGAAUCUGAACCCAACCGGAAAGUUUUGGCAAUCAGCUCUGUUGAGAAGCAGGACAAGCGGGUUUGGGAUAAAGUCUCUUAAAGCUUUCGGCUUGUUAGAUGAUGGCUUCUGUGGGAAUUGCGCCGAUCUCCGGAUUAAGGGAACCCGGUGGCAAUGCUGCUGGGGUGGAUAGGCUGCCCAAUGAGAUGAACGACAUGAAGAUUCGGGACGAGAGGGAAGCAGAAGAGACUGUUGUUGAUGGUAACGGGGCUGAGGCGGGCCAUAUAAUCGUAACUAACAUUGGCGGAAAGAAUGGCCAGCCAAAACAGACGAUAAGUUACAUGGCUGAGCGUGCUGUUGGACGGGGAUCCUUUGGAGUUGUGUUCCAGGCAAAGUGCUUGGAGACCGGUGAAACUGUCGCAAUUAAAAAGGUUCUUCAAGACAAGCGGUUCAAGAACCGGGAGUUGCAGACCAUGCGACUUCUCGAACACCCCAAUGUCGUGUCUCUCAAGCACUGUUUCUUCUCCACCACUGAGAAGGACGAGCUCUACCUGAAUCUUGUGCUCGAGUAUGUGCCCGAGACUGUGCACCGUGUGAUCAAGCAUUAUAACAAGAUGAACCAGAGGAUGCCACUAAUCUACGUGAAGCUCUACUUUUAUCAGAUCUGCAGGGCACUUGCAUACAUUCACAACUGUAUCGGAGUAUGCCACAGGGACAUAAAGCCCCAAAAUUUACUGGUUAACCCACAUACCCACCAACUCAAAUUAUGUGACUUCGGCAGUGCUAAAGUUCUGGUCAAAGGGGAACCUAACAUAUCUUACAUCUGUUCGAGGUACUAUCGUGCACCUGAGCUUAUAUUUGGUGCGACGGAGUAUACCACAGCAAUUGAUAUCUGGUCCGCUGGUUGUGUGCUAGCAGAGCUACUCAUUGGACAGCCGCUCUUUCCUGGUGAGAGUGGGGUAGACCAGCUCGUUGAAAUCAUCAAGGUUCUGGGCACCCCAACUAGGGAGGAAAUUAAAUGCAUGAACCCGAACUAUACUGAGUUCAAAUUCCCGCAAAUCAAAGCCCAUCCAUGGCACAAGAUAUUUUACAAGCGCAUGCCCCCUGAAGCUGUUGAUCUUGUGUCAAGGUUGUUGCAGUACUCUCCGAACCUUCGAAGUACAGCGCUGGAGGCAUUGGUUCACCCAUUUUUUGAUGAGCUUCGUGACCCCAACACCCGACUCCCAAAUGGCCGCCCGCUUCCGCCACUCUUCAACUUCAAGGCCCAUGAGCUGAAGAGAGUGCCCGCAGAGAUGCUUGCGAGGCUGAUCCCCGAGCACGCAAGAAGGCAGUGCCCUUCCCUUCAGUUAUGAUGGGCUUCGCUCACCCUGUCCUACGUAGGGAGAAAGAACCUCUGCCUGCUGCAGGAAAUUGUGAAGUAUUCAAAUGUUUCUCAUGUCCUGCGUCCCCUUCUCUCUCUGUUUUAUUUGUCUCAAAUGUUUAUUUGUUCCCUUAAUUUUUAUCUUUUUCGUCAAUCCUCAUCCCUUACAGAGGGCAAGAGAGAGACAGAGAGAGAGGCCCUGAUGCUACUGCCUCAAUGUUUUUUAAGAAAAGACCAGACAGCAAAAUAGGUCACUGACCAUAGUUCUUUACUUAGAUUGUAAUGAUGUAUGUAGUGCCAGAUUUGUCCCCAUUUUCUCUC